UUUGGGUGGUCAGACUCUCCAGUCACAUAAAAUUGUUGUUUUUUAUUUAGUGUUUUAGACUGACCCCAAAGCCACUAUCCAUAUCUGAAAAAUUUUAACGCACUGUUUGAAGGGUUUGCAAUUCGGUACUUACUUAGUGCUGGCAUCUAUAGACUACACUACCUUUUUUUCUUUCACUAUUGUGUUAACAGAGCUAGGUGGCGAAAAAAAUUAUUUCUAUGGGCCUAAUUGAAUACGAGCUUGAAGAUGUAUCAAAGCUCUGUGAGCGUACAAUCCCAGGCUCUCGCCUUGUGUCUUGUGUUCAGUCUAUUGUUCGAGUCGAAAUAAGUCGCACGGCCACCAAAACUAUUGUGGUUUGUGCACAGUUUCCAACUAAUUAUCCAUCUUCUCCGCUUUUGAUUGAACUGAAAAGCAAAACUUUGUCUGACUUAUUAUUAGAAAAACUCACUUGUGUGUGCGAACAAGAAAUUAAAAAAUACCUUGGAAAACCUCAGAUAUUACCACUUUUAAAAUUCAUUCAGACUUUUAUUGAUGAGAAUCCUCUCUCAUGCUGCUAUGAUGAAAUAUCUUUGCUGAAGGAAAAAGUUCUCAACCUUACAGGUGACAGUGGUGAUGAAUUUCGUUUAAAACAGAAAUCAUCUUCUCUCACUUUUAAGGCAACUCAAGGCAGCUACUUCCUAAAACUUUCUGUACUUGUCCCAGAGGAUUACCCAACCAAGGCUAUUGAUUUUCAGGAUGUUGACACAAACUUCCCACCUAUGUUCCAACGUUAUUGUGUUGGACAGGCUAAAGAAAUUGCAAGGAAGUGUGUUGAACCACCUCUCAAAAAAAAGGCAAAUGAACAAUUUGUUCCCAAGCCAUCACUUUUUCAUGUGUUGUCAUUCCUUGGCAAAAUUGUCAAAGAAGUCCCUAAUGAAAAGUGUCAGCUCUGUAAACAGCCUUGCCUCCCAUCAAAUCCAGAGGAAGCAGAAACUGAUGAGAAUUCAGACAUGCAUGUUGAAAGAAUGUACUGCAGCCAUUUGUUCCAUCAACAUUGUCUUAUUACCUACAUGAAAACUCCACCAUUUCAAGGUGGUAAGAAAUGCCCGUCUUGUGGACAAAGAGUCUUUCAUGACAAGUGGCGUGUCACUGAUAAAACAGCUGAAGACCGAUGGGCUCACCAGCAAGCACGCGAGAGAGAGCUGGAAGAGGUCACUGAUUUCUUCAGUGACUUGAAGUAGGCAGAGGAAGGCAUUACAGUGACAUAAGUAUUGUCAGAUAUGCUUGCUACUUGCCUGAAUGCUGAAAAAAUUACAGGGCUCCAAAACAGUUGAAGCAGCUUCAACCUCACCACCGCUCAUGAGACAAAUAUCCUCUGACCUGAAACAUGCUGAAAUAGUUGUUGUUUUUUUGGUUUGUGGUUUUUAUAGAAAUGUUAGAGAAGCAUGAGAUUUCUGUUUGUGUACCUGUAACAGGUUUUGUUAUGUGUUUUCUUUUUUUUAUAGAACUGUGUUAUGACACAAGAUAUUACUUGUUUGUUGCAUAAUAAAAUGUAUUUUAUUUUAAAAUUAUCAUUUAACAAUGCUGUAUAUAUACAUCAGCUAUUAUUUACAAUAUUCAUCAACUCUCAGUCUUUGCUUACAAAAUUUUCCUGUUUUUCAAACCAUACAAUAAAACCAAAGACUACAAACAGUGA
Molecule: messenger RNA, 1675 nt
Organism: Frankliniella occidentalis (western flower thrips)
Lineage: Eukaryota; Metazoa; Arthropoda; Insecta; Thysanoptera; Thripidae
Exons: 7
Coding region: 219-1220 (333 amino acids)
Biological process (GO): anaphase-promoting complex-dependent catabolic process
Cellular component (GO): anaphase-promoting complex
Molecular function (GO): cullin family protein binding; ubiquitin protein ligase activity; zinc ion binding
Source: RefSeq, a predicted model, not a curated record